Messenger RNA from Ochotona curzoniae (black-lipped pika), 1308 nucleotides. It is a transcript of the gene TMEM130, whose product is annotated as transmembrane protein 130. The record is from RefSeq and is a predicted model, not a curated record. The transcript has 8 exons. NCBI's taxonomy places the organism in Eukaryota, Metazoa, Chordata, Mammalia, Lagomorpha, Ochotonidae. The coding region runs from base 1 to 1308 and encodes 435 amino acids.
AUGGCCCCGGCCGUGGGGUCGCGCCGCGGCCACCUGCUCUGGCUCACCUGCAUGCUGUGCUCAGCCCCCGCGAGGGUAGCCGCAGGCCUGUAUGAGCUCAAUCUGACCACCGAUGGCCCGGCCACCACAGGAACAGAGAUGACCAUCUCAGCCAGCCUGGUGGCCAAGGACAAUGGCAGCCUGGCCAUGGCCCCCGACACUCACCUGUACCGCUUCCACUGGAUCCACACUCCGUUGAUGCUCACCGGCAAGAUGGAGAAGGACCUCACCUCCACCAUCCGCCUGGUGGGCCACCUGCCUGGCGACUUCCCCGUCUCCGUGUGGGUCACUGCCACCGACUGCUGGAUGUGCCAGCCGGUGACCAGGAGCUUCACCGUCGUCUCCAUCACAGACUCCCUCGUGGGGAACCUUGUGGUCACCCAGAACAGCUCCCUGCCCUGGCCCAGCUCCUACCUCACCAGGAUGGGCCUCAAAGUCUCCUUCCUGCUGCACGACCCCAGCGACUUCUUCAAGAGCGCCUCGUUCCUCUACAGCUGGGACUUUGGAGACGGGACCCUGAUGGUGACGGAGGACCCUGUGGUCUAUUAUAACUAUUCCAUUAUCGGGACCUUCACAGUGAAGCUCAACGUGGUGGCCGAGUGGGAACAAGCGAGACUGGAUGCCACCAAGGGCAUCGUCCAGAAGACCGGUGACUUCUCCACCUCACUGAAGCUGCAGGAAACCCUUCAGGGCAUCCAGGUGCUGGGACCCACACUGAUUCAGACCUUCCAAAAGCUGACACUGACCUUAAACUUCCUGGGGAGCCCACCCCUGACCGUGUGCUGGCGCCUCAAGGCCGAGUGCCUGCCACUGGAGGAAGGGGAGUGCCAGCCAGUGUCUGUGGCCAGCAUGGCCUACAACCUGACCCACACCUUCCGGGACCCCGGCGACUACUGCUUCAGCAUCCGGGCUGAGAACGUCAUCAGCAAGUCGCACCAGUACCACCGAGUCCAGGUGUGGCCUUCCAGCCUGCAGCCGGCCGUCUUUGCCUUCCCGUGCGCCACGCUCAUCACCGUGAUGUUGGCCUUUAUCAUGUACAUGACCCUGCGAAACGCCACUCAGCAGAAGGACAUGGUGGAGGUGGCUGAUUUUGACUUUUCCCCCCUGUCUGACAAGAACCCGGAGCCGCCCUCUGGGGUCAGGUGCUGCUGCCAGAUGUGCUGCGGGCCCUUCCUGCUGGAGACCCAUUCCGAGUACCUGGAGGUCGUGCGUGAGAACCACGGGCUGCUCCCGCCCCUCUACAAGUCCGUCAAAACUUACACCGUGUGA